Molecule: messenger RNA, 1453 nt
Organism: Odocoileus virginianus texanus
Lineage: Eukaryota; Metazoa; Chordata; Mammalia; Artiodactyla; Cervidae
Source: RefSeq, a predicted model, not a curated record
UCCCCGCCCCUGUCAUCAGCCCUGGGAGACCCUGGGGUGAGAAGAGCACACUGCGCCUGUCCUGACUUUCUGACUUCCGGGUCUCAGCGAGACGGGGGACCUAGUGUGAGGAGCCGGGCCUCAAACUCGGGGAGGACAGAGCCCCAGUCCUACCGGGAGUCAGGGGCUCCAGGAACCAGGAGGCAAAGGCAGAGGUCUUAGGCCUGUGUCCAGAGGUUCAAGAGCAGAGGAAGUCUAGACAGUACCAGGAGUCAAGGUAUCGUGCUCAUGAUCGAGAUGAGUGAGCUGAGCAAGCCCAAGGAAGAUCUUCAGGACCUAGGCGAGGCCCAGGGCCCGGAGGAGUCACAGCUCUUGGGGGCUGAGGAGGGGGAGGCUGCAUCCCUCUCAGCCUCCUCCCCCCCAGUCUCCUCAUCAGCCCCUGUGGAGGCCUUGCCCCAGGAAGCUCUGAAUAAAAUGGUGACUAACAUGGUGAAGUUCCUGCUCCACAAAUAUCGAGCCAAGGAGCCAACCUCCUAUGCCGAAUUGCUGAAUACACUCCUCAUGGAUAAUCCGGACCACUACCCGGUGGUCUUCUGCCAAGCGAUUGAGUGCAUUCUGCUGGUGUUUGGUGUGGAUGUGAAGGAGGUAGACCCCAGAAGGCACAUAUACAUCAUGGUCCCCAACCUGGGCCUCACCUGUGAUGCAAUGCAGAGAGGUGGGCAGGGCCUGCCCAAGGCUGGCCUCCUGGUGGUGGUCCUCACCCUGAUCCUCCAGAAUAGAGAUCACAGCCCUGAGGAGGAGAUCUGGGAAGCGCUCAACAAGAUGGGGCUGUAUGUUGGGAGGGAGCACUCCAUCUUUGGUGAGCCCAGGGAGCUGCUAACCCAAGUGUGGGUGCGAGAGGGGUACCUGAAGUACCGUCAGGUGUCUGACAGCGACCCUGCUCGCUACGAGUUCCUGUGGGGUCCCCGGGCCUUUCUGGAGACCAGCAAGGAAAAAUUCACGGAGUAUCUGCUCAGGGUCAACCGAAGGGCUUUUAGGUCCUUCCCACUCCCUUCUGCAGAGGCUAUGAGGGAGGAGGAAGAGGGGGCCCUGAGCCAGAGCAGCAGUCAGGCUGAUCUUUCCCUCUGUGAUUGAAGAGGGAGUGGUGAGCCUUCUCAGUAGUGAGGGCCUGGGCCACUUGGGGGAACCCAGUGUGUAGCUUCUUUGUGUUCCUUUUCUCUCUGAUGACAUGGAGAUUCAUCUCUGUUUUCUUUAGGAAUUUUUCAAAUGUGUAUUUCAGCUUAAGGCUUAAUAAACUUCAGUAUCUAACUUUGUGAAUGCCAUUGAUCACACAUGUAUUUGUACUUAACUAGUUUAAGCACAAGAGUUUUGCUUUUUUUUAAAAGAGAUUGGGAACUCUCCCAUUUUAUUUUGUGUCCCUGAACAUGGUAACAUGAUAUUGGUUUUAUAACUAUUUUGGAAAUGUGAACUUACU